This is a messenger RNA of Acanthaster planci (crown-of-thorns starfish), 4652 nucleotides long. RefSeq names its product solute carrier family 30 member 6 (gene slc30a6). Gene Ontology annotation, molecular function: monoatomic cation transmembrane transporter activity. Gene Ontology annotation, cellular component: membrane; Golgi apparatus. The record is from RefSeq and is a predicted model, not a curated record. Lineage: Eukaryota; Metazoa; Echinodermata; Asteroidea; Valvatida; Acanthasteridae. Gene Ontology annotation, biological process: zinc ion transport; transmembrane transport.
UAAAAGAUGGCGGCGCCCACGUCCGCUAGUUUUAAAGUUUCCACGUUGGAAUCCCAGAAUGAUAGUUUCCGUGAAAGAUAUGCCCCUAAAAUGGCUCAGACUGGAACAAGAUUUUACCAGGGGUCUGAUAACGUAAAUUCUGCUGUACUGUCAGAUCGGGAGGCCUUCAAAAUCGACAUAGAUGCGUACGACACGUCAAUGGAUAUUGCUCCAGUUGCACAGUCAACUUCGUCAGAUUUGCGGCAGAGAGCAGUGUUGAAUGGAGGGGCUAAGGAUCACAUCACAGGACCAAUCCAGCCCUUUGCCAGACCACAGCAAGGAGUCUUGUCCAAGCUUAUACAGGAGUUCCGAUCAGUAAUUGGUGAAAGAGAAGCUAGAAGGGUCGUCAUCUUGGGAGUUUUUGACAUUGCCUGUAUGCUGGUGCUUCUACUGUGGUGUCAGUCUACCAACAGCAUGGCCCUGAGUGCCUAUACAUACCUGACAGUAUGUGAUCUAAUGUUACUGGUGACAUGCCUCAUCACGAUAUGGGUGUCUCAACAGAGACCAGUGUCUGUAUAUUCAUUUGGAUUUGAACGGUUUGAAGUUCUUGCUGUCUUUUCCUGUACGAUGCUGGCAAUUUUCGGUGCAAUAUUCAUCAUGAAAGAAAGCACAGAGCGCUUUUUCCAGCCAGUGGAUAUCCACACUGGUCGCCUGAUGCUGGGCGCCGGUUUGGGCUUCGUCUGUCACAUCACAGUGACCUACGGGGCCAACAGCAAGGCAUUCAGGCACGUCAUUGAGGCCUCACGAUCUAGCUGGCUGCAGGAACACUUUGCUGACAUGAGCAGAAACUUUUGUGCAGUAGUUCCAGGGUUUGAUCGCCUCCUCCUUCCCAGGGUGAACCCCUUCGUCUUGAUUGCCAUGGCUGGUGCCCUUGCCCUCCUCAUCACUGAUCUCCUGGUGGACGUCAACAAUUACUUUGUAGCGGACACCCUAGCAGCUGUUUCCAUAGCCCUGAUGACCUUUGGUACCAUGCUUCCUAUGAGUAUCUACACGGGUACCAUCCUACUGCAGACAUCUCCCGCUCACGUCAUUGGACAGCUGGAUAAGAGUCUAAGAGAGGCCUCAACCCUGGACGGUGUGCUGGAGUUUCGCAAUGAGCAUUUUUGGACAGUCUCGUUUGGUGCCAUCGCCGGUUCACUUCAUGUCCGAGUGCGUAGAGAUGCAAAUGAGCAGAUGGUUCUUGCCCAUGUUGCCAACAAGCUCUCCCACCUUGUCUCAACUCUCACCAUCCAAGUUACCAAAGAUGACUGGACCCGUCUGACUCCCCUCUCCUCUUUCCCAGGGGAGGCCCUGUCCUCUAAGCUUCCACCCCCUGCCCCCCUCAACCCCAACUUUGUCGCCAGCAACCCUGGACUGAACACCUACUCAGCUGCCACAUCAUUACAACAACAGCAGCAGCAAAAGAGCCUUUAUGACUUCCAGAUUCCUGCUAUGCCGAGCAGGGCCUCCAGCACUCCGUACGGAACACCCAGCCGAGACCUGAGUUUCCACUCCGGAAUUGGGCCCAUUUCCUCCCAAGGGGAGUUCAACUCGCCCGCCUUGGACAGAUACAGCACGGAUCCACAGCUCAAAGGAAUCUUGAGAACAGGUGGAAUGGGGCUGAGGACAUUACCGCCCAAUAUGGCCAACAGCCGGCCCCCUACAAGUAGCCGCAGCGCUGUUAUCGAUGUGAACAGCCUGGGUACCGCAAAUCUCUACACACAGGGGAAAAUCCUGACAGACCAAAAUCAUCUGCAUUUUGAUUCGUGAAACUUCCUGUACAUCCAAAUGCAGAUCAUGUUCUCAUUCAAAGGCCAACUCUAAGUUGUUAAUAUAAUCAGAUAUUUUAUUGAUGGACCUGUAAAUAUGUAUAUGUCUGUGCUACCUUUUUUUUUUUAACUCAAAGUAAAAAAAAGAUGAAACAAGAAACACGUACUGUCCAGACAGGUAUUUACAAUUAAGUAAAACAAGUUUUCUGGUCUAGUUAUUACCUUCUGUCUUGUUCACAGUCAAGAAGGUUUAUUUGAAAGGAAUUUUCUUUAUUGGAAUUUUCUACUUUAUGUUGUAGUUUAUGAUUCAGAAAAGCCCUUGAGGUCAUGUUGAAACGUUCGGAAAGGUUGGAUAGGUGAUCCAUUUGUGCGUGAGCCAUGCAUCUUGGAGAAGAUUCCGAAAUGGUCCUAAGCAGUUUGUAUCAGAACUAACACACAAGACACUGCAUUAAUUCUAACAAAAGUGGGGGCGGGGGCGAUAUUUGUUUCUGUUGAUGUGCACGAUGCACACAGGCAGACACGCGUAAGGGAAUGAACUUUAAAUGACCCCAACAGCAAAACUGUAUGUCAUAUUGCAUGGAACUUCACAGGUGCUUGUGUAAUUUGAAAAAGAACGAGCGUGGAACAGCUGAGAUCUUGGCCCACCUUCUCCUUUCCUCUCAGCUUAAAGAUGACUUGAAAGAAAUCCUCCUUUUUUAGGGUUAGGGCAAUGAAUAUUUGCCACAAUUUCUGCAAUCGUGCUUAUGCUCUAUUCCCCACUAGAAAACCAGUGUAGCACUGUGAGGUGAACAAUUAAAGUUGAGAGGUAUUUUUAUGCUGACCCCAUUGCCUCCCUCGAAUGCAUUAUCUUAAAUUUGUCCAGAGGAAUGCAGGCUCAUUUUGAAGUCUCUCAGGGACCAGUUUCCCCAGAAAACUGUAAAAGAAAACCAUAAGCCUUUUGAAACACAUUCCCUUUGGUAUUCCAUUUUCACAAAUAUUAUUUGCGGAUGCACUUGUCAUAAGAAACCAUGGUCAUUAAUGGUUCCUGAGAAUGAACAGCCGCAGUACCUCAGUAAGAUUCAACAUUUUUGUUGUGUCUUCUUUGUCAAGUGGUUGAAAUGUACCCAGUAACAUUAAUAAUGAGUGUACCUCAGCAGCAAAAUGUGCAUGUAGACUAUGGCUUUACGCUGUGUAUUAACCUUGAAAUUAUAAGAUGGAGGGUGAAGCAUGCUUGCUAAUUUUGUUCAAACAGGCUGUUUACCAGUAUGACUACAGAUGGCCAGUAAAUCACACUUAAUCUUCUGGUCAACAAUAAAAAGGGACAGACUCUUCAAAUUGGACAAAAGGAAUGUAGUCACAUGUCCACCCUCACCUGGAAUCAUGCACAAGGGAAUUCCUGGAUCAGUGAAAUGAAAUUAAUACAAGUGGAUAGCUAAAUAAAGUUGUGCACAUAAGGAGGAAGUAUUGUAGCAUUGUGUCAGUGACUCAAAAAGGAAUACUCAAAAAUGUUCCAUUUUGUAGUUUAGUCCAAAGUUCCAGAAGUCCCUGCAAGUUCAUUACAAUUAAAGUUAUUCAUAAGUUAUUUAUAUGAACUGUGACACAAGCAUUCACUUAUUCACCCUGUUACUUACCACUGGUAUGGGCAUCGACAGGUUUGCUUUGGGGGAAAGAAAGGGCAAAGCACUCUGCAGCAAACCGACAAACCAUUAAUCAUGAAAGAAUGCCAAAGCAAACAGUGGUGAUCUUCAGCCCCUUUUUCAAUAUUUUUCCAUUUCUUUUGUCAAUUUGUCAAUAUUCCACCCUUGCUCCUCCAUCAUGCCAACCAUGAUGACUGGUCUUUUGGAAAACCAUGGACUGGACUUAAGAAAGGACUUGUUGAAGAUGUCGCAUUCUGAUGUUAUCACUGGUGUAUCCACUGCAUAUCUGCUUGCUGAAGUGGGAUCUAAAGAAAUGUUAGAACCUCAAAUUGUUUGACUUUUACUGGCCAGAAUGGGGGUGAUUAGGACCCACAGCUCAUGUUAAGUGACUUGUCACAAAAUAUGAACACUUUCAAUUGUCUCCAUGUGAGUGAGUUUUAUUUUACUGCACAACAGAAUAUUUCGAUUUCAAAGAGAGAAAGAAUUUCAGCGCCAGUCAUAGGAAGCAUUAUGUCAUUGCCAGCCUAAAGUUUGGUUAGUGCUAGCUGUGUGACGGAAGUUGUUCUCAUCAGUGUGUAGAUUGAAGGACCCUUUUUAUGUGUUUUUUUUUUUAUGCAGAUCUUGUAAUUGCUCCUUUGUGUCUCAUUUGAUUUUCAGUUGUGCUGUUUUAAGGGAAUGUUGCUUUCUCUUUUAUUUGCAGAUUUGCAUAUUUAUGAGCAAAAACAUAAUUUCAUCCAAGAAAAUCUCUUUGUUACAGUUAUUUUUGCACUAACAUUUGCCAAAGUGUGGAUAAUUUGCAGUCCUGAAUUUUUGUGAAUUUUUGUUUCAUGACAAUAGGCUAGCGAGCAAAGUUUCUUCACAUAUCCUCCAUGAGCAAAUUUUGGGUUCACAGUUUGAACAAAGAAAACGAACCAAUCGGUCAUCUUUUGUUUCUACAUCCGCACAAGGAAUGGCAUGCCCGCAGACACACAUGCAGAGCAGCAAUGCAUUUCGACUGAAUCAGUUUAUUGAGGGGGAACUGAAUCACUUGGUGGAUCAUUAAAUAACAUGUCCCUCGCUUCAGUAAAAAUAUUUUGCACCAAGACCUGUCUGUACAGUACAUCCAUAAUACUUGUUCAAGACCUCCUUCAAAAACAAAAGCACAUGCAUGGCAUUGUCCUUCCUAACUUUUCAUUUGGAGAAGAGUAGGUUUCUGGGAAAAUUAUGUGCCAGGUUCCUUGAAGUAUUAAAGUGUUGAAAGUGAUGCACA